Molecule: messenger RNA, 1518 nt
Organism: Ornithodoros turicata
Lineage: Eukaryota; Metazoa; Arthropoda; Arachnida; Ixodida; Argasidae
Product: caspase-7-like
Exons: 7
Coding region: 148-1374 (408 amino acids)
Biological process (GO): proteolysis
Molecular function (GO): cysteine-type endopeptidase activity
Source: RefSeq, a predicted model, not a curated record
GCUUUAAUCAGGUGCAAGGGUGCCCAGGUUCCCUGUUGGGCGUUGCUGUUUGUGUCGCAGUUCUGCCAAGCAGGUAGCUGUCUCGUCAACACAGUCUUGUGUACAGUGGCGUACACAACAACGUGGCGACGAGGAUAGGACACCACCAUGGCUACCACAGGACAGAUGCCAGACGUAAAGACGCACCUCCAAAUACGCCGUGAUUUUCAUAACCGAAAACAGCGUGAAGAAGAGAGCAUUUCGGAGUUCUACAAGGAGCUAAUGUCGCUUGCAUCAUGUCACGGGGGCAUUCCCGAUGAAGUUAUAUGCUCCGUUUUUAUUAAUGGACUCCGUGAAGUACAGAUCGCCACUCCACUUGACGAUAUGAAGGGCGUUGAUAUAGACACACUUUACAAGAAGGCCAUUGAAUUGGAGGCUGAACUACACCGUACAAGAGAAAUGAGUCAAGGUAUUCCGGCGACAUCUGAACCGUCACAAGUACAACAGGAGGCAUCGCAAGAUCAAGCACUACAACACGCAGACGCACCGACGGCGGCUGGCACAUCGGAGAGUUCGUACAAAUACGGCGAAUAUAUUAAAGUUGGACCAGUAGAGGUACCGGAAGACAUCAAGUACAAGAUUGGCCACGAACAUGAACCACUCUGCUUGAUAUUUAACUGUCAGGAAUUCCCAGACGACCCUGAUCGCAACCGUGAAGGAUCAGACUUGGACGUGAAUAGGAUCAGAAAUGUGUUCAAGCGCCUUGGAUUCAAUGUCAAGGUCGAAAACGAUCGCGAAGCAAGCCAGAUGGAGAUGAAGUUGAAGGAAGUGGCCACGGACAGGAAUAGAAUCAACGACGACUGUUUCGUCUGUUUCGUGCUAAGUCACGGGAAGCGGGGAGAGAUCAGCACAAAGGAUGGCUCCAUCAAGUUGCGAGGACUGGUAGACCCUUUCAUGGCCGAGGAAGCUGCACACUUUCGCAAAAAGCCAAAGAUAUUCUUCGUUCAGGCGUGUCAGGUGCUCGGAAAUGAUGAGAAGAAUGCUGAGACCCCCGUGGAGUGGAGCUACGGUAUCCGCUCGCAUCCCGAGCUAUUUUUCGCCUUUGCGACACCACCAGGCUUUCUUUCAUAUCGGGUGCCAAAAGAGGGAUCCAUCUACAUCCAAACGCUGUGCAACAUCUUCGACAACAGCAUCACGUUUGAAGACUCAUCUCCUGAUCUAGAAACCCUGAUGAAUGGCGUGGCCCGAGACAUCUCGCGCGAGUUCGAAAGCAAGUGUAGCGACAAAAGCCUCGACAAGAAGAAACAAGUACUCUGCACCUUUUCUACUUUGACCAAUAAGGUGUUUUUUCCGAAGCGUCCACAGUCUAGCAAUAUAUCUGGAACGUCCUCGUAGUCCAGGGAAGGGUGCAGGUGCGACAUUGUACUUUCAUUGUUCCGCUCUUGUGUACUCUAUGCAAUGAUACCAGUAAGAAAAUUGAUAGACUGGUUUGUAAAAGAAUAAAGGUGGAGAUGUAAAGAAUAAAUAUGUUGAUCCGCA